AUGGAGAAGGAGAAAAUUGCGUUACAGAAUAGCCGUGACAGGUUGAACAUAGAAUUGGAGGAGAUGACCAACAGAGAGACAUCACUAUCAAAUAAAAUAAGGACACUUGAAAAUGAUAACAUUGUGUUGGAGGGGAAAGUUGUGCAAUUAGAAUAUGCUGACUCUGCAGCACAAGAUCGUAUAAAAGACCUAGAAAGGCGCAACACUGAUUUAGAGAAUAGGAACGAGAGUGCUUUGAUGAAGGUUCACCAACUUGAGGAGACAAAGGCAAACUUGAAAUUUGAGGUUUCAGACUUGCAAAUUCAACUCCAAGAAUUUCAGCAAGAGGUGGAGAAGGCAGGAGAUGUUGAAAGUUCCUUGAAGAAACAAAUUGUUGCUCUACAGACGACAUCCAGAAACAUGCAGGAUUCUCUCUCUGACACCAGUGCCCGAGAGAUGGAACUGCUGAACAAACUGCAGGAACAUGAACAGCAUGAGGCUGUACUGAAAGAAAAGAUUGUAGCUCUGGAGUCCAGUGAACUGAAACUUAAAUAUAAGAUCCAGGAAUUAGGUGCUACAGUGUCCACAGCAGAAAAUAGGGUCACCACUGCUAAGAACCUAGAGGAGGAGAACCAUUUGUUACACAGGCAAAUAGACGACCAGCAGAGGAAAGUGAGAAACUUGGACCAAGAAAUACAGACAUUAAAUGAAAAAUUGGUGGCCUAUGAGAACCCAGGGAAGUCUAAUGGGUUUGUCAGGGUUCUGGCCAAAGAGCUGUCAGAGCUGAGAGCACAGAAAGCCUGGGUGGAGGAGGCAGAGAAGACUGUAACAAGGCUUGAGAAGUCCGAGGCAAGGUUGAAGGAGACUGUACAGCAGCUGAGGGAAGGAAAGGAUGUGUGUGGCCAUGAGGGAGAACUGAAGGACCUCAAGGAUGAAGUGAACAGGUUGAAAGCUUUAGAAAAGGAGACCAGUUCAUUGCACAGAGUUUUGUUAGCUAAUCGCAAGGCUUAUGACAUGCUCCAGGAUAAUUACAGCAAACUGAGAGAAAAUUUCACAAUAUUAUAUCAAGGUGUCAAGUCAGGAGAUGUUAAACUGGAAAAUAUAACAUUACCACCAGACAUCAAAUCACCAGAUAGUAACUUAACUCCAAGAAGUCAAGCCAUCGUGGACUUUGUAGACCAGCUUCCAUUAGAAGACAUCCCCCUGUUGUCUGCAGUGGCUCCAUCUAUGAGCUCUCCAGCAGGACCAGGAGUCAUUGAAGAAAUGGAGUGGAAACAAAUUGAAAAUACAAACAAGUCUUCCACCUCUAAACUGGCUGAACUUAGUGACCUGUGGGGCCAUAUUGAGAAGACCACAGCAGUGAGCUCUGCACCCAGUGAAAGUGGCCCAGCCCCUGCAGUGCCUUCCAGUAAACCUCCAACAAUACCAGGGAAAGCAACACAUGCUGAUGGAAGUGUUAUUGAGGAUUCAUUUUAUCUUCCAAGUACUCAGGUCCCAGAGGGAGAUGUUGACAGUGCAGAUGAAGCUCCCAGUUUGGCUGAGGACAUUCCACUGUCAGGACGAGCACCGCCACCUUUACCCAAGUCCAAACCUCCCUCACCACCCACCUCUGGUGUGACUGGUUCUGUGUCUACACCAGCCACACCACCUAAAGGUUACAGACCACCAGUACCUCCGAAACCUCCCACUCCCUCCUGGCUGAAGCGUAGGUCCCACAUAGACCAGCUGAACCCUGACGUGAUCCUCCUGGAGAGAGUCCAUGCCAAGGAGAUCAAAGACUGGGAGACUAGAGUGGAGGGGUUGGAGAAGAAACUGAAGAACAAAGAGAGUGAACUGAGUCUGUUCAAGGAUAGUUUGCCUGCGUCUGGUGCCAAAGGUUCUAGUGAUCUGGCCAUGUGGAAAGCCAAGUUGAGAGACAGGGAGAGACAGCUUGAAGUCAAAGAGAAAAUUGUAAAAGACCAGAGGGAUCAGAUCUUGAAACUGGAAAAAGAACUUGCGGAAAAGAGAAGAGAACUGACCUUUGCCCAAGAAGAAAUUUCUCGCCUGGACAGACUUGUUCGCUCAAAGAACCUAGUUGGUCCAGACAGCCCCCUGCCUAGUCUCCACAGGAUGCAGAGAGAGCGGCUAGCAAACACAGGAAGAACGUCAGAGAAGAACAUGCUGGACUGGCUGGAGACAAGCAGGGAGGAACACCAACUCAAGAAAGAGCUGCAGAACAAAGAACAGGAGCUUUUCUCAAAGAAUAUUGAAAUAGACCAACUGAAUAAGAAACUCAAAGACAAACAAGAAAAGGUUGAGCGUCUCGAGGCUGAGUUGAAACAGCACAAGACACCAGAAAAGUCUGGUAUGAAGUCUCGGGAAGCCUCACCUCCAGAGGGGUCAUUGUCUGCUAAGAUUAGUCCCAGUAGAACAGAAGAAGAUGGGCAGAGUGUCACUGGACAAGCUCAGUUAGAAGCAGAACAAAAAGAACUGAGAAUACGACUCAAUAACACUUUAGAGGAGUUAAGAGAUAAGAAAGAAGAGCUAUCCAAAGCCAGCAAUACCAUGACACCGUUGAGAGCCAAAGUUACAAGAUUGGCCAAAAAAUGCAAGCAGAAGGACAACCUUCUGCAUCGAGCUGCUAAAGACAUGAGUAAUUGUGGAAUGCAUGGCCGCCUUGUUUCCAAGAUAGAGCAUGAGCUGGAAACUUCAAGUAAUGGCAGUGAUAGACGUUCUUCAGAGAAGUUUUCAAGCUGCAGCUCCAGUCCACCAAAAAAGGCAAAAAAGUCCAACACCAAGAAUGACAGCCAUGACCACCAGACAACAGAUGACCAGACUGAGAUGGACAGUAUGGUGUGGUCACUGGAUGACCAUUCUGACCACUCGGGAGAAACAUCAGUGGCCACAGCUAGUGACUUUGAUGACCUACCUUACACCACGAGAGUGAAAUCAAAGCACGGCCAGCUGAAUAAUGAAAGAAUAAAGCGACAUCCAACAGAACCACGCCAGAGGACAUCAGAGAAAAAGAGAAAAUCGAAACAUAGCAAGCAAAAGCCACAUGGAGGUGAAGACACAGAUUUGUUUAGAGCAGUUUCUGACUACAGACCUGAACUUUUUUCACAAAGCAGGCAUCCAAAUUUGGAAUUACCACUUAAAGAAGGGGAGCUAGUGCAGGUGCUAGGCCCACCAGACCAGGAUGGUUAUUAUGAGACAAGGCUUGGAGGGCGUGUUGGGCUGGUCCCUGCCUCCUAUCUCCAGCCAGUCUAUACAGAGAGAACUGUGGAUGACAGCAGGAGAGAGAGAAGCAGGCCAGGGGAACUGGCAUUGCCUUCUCACCUUGACACAAGUCCGGAGCAGAUCCUGGGGAUGCACAGUGCCUUAGAACAAGCCUUCCACCCAGGACCUUACCCCAUUGGCCACGGGUUUGAGACAGGAGACAACAUGGUGGAGCAGCAACUGCCAGUCAACCUGGCUCUGUCACUGAGCCAAAGCUUACAGUUGCCUCCCCCUUCCAUCAUGAACCAGAACUUGUCUCCUUUCAACCAGUUACAACCACAACAACAGCAGACUACCAAUGGGCAGCCAUCUUUGGGGAAUUAUUUGCAAGCAGUGCCAUCAAAUGAUUUACUUUCUCCAAAUGGUGCAAGCCUGAGAAAUGGACAAGGCCCUGUGGAUCAGCAGCAGGCUUACAGUGCUCUUCCUGGUUCAAACUUUCCAUCGAAUUCAAACAACACUGAUAGAAGAUCUAAUAACUCUUACCACCCAACCAAUAGAUCUAGAGUCGGCCAGAGGACUGCAGGUAAUCCUGAUCCUCCCAGUCAGUUCUCUAUGGAGCAAAUCCUCAGUGACCUCAGUGUUCUGCUGAGCUGGCAGCCUCCUGAGAUGGAUGAGUUUGGAAGAAACAAUGACUCCAUAGUCAAAGGAUACAAGAUUCUUGUCAAUGGUCGUGAGGCAGAGGUGGUCAGGAGUCCACAUCAGUGCAAGGUGCUUAUAGAGAACCAGAACUUGCGUCGACCAGUGCAGUUCAGCAUACAAACUCUGGCAGAGAAUGGACGCAUGUCUGCCACCACUGAUCUCAUGCUUGGGGAGUUUCCUCGUGCAGCAUCUCGUAAUAGUAUGCCGCCACACUCAGCCACUGAGGAGGAUGGAGACGUAGAUGAUGACGAUGAUGUAGCCUCGUUUGUGUCUAAUGAUGAUCAUUAUAGGAAAGGAGAGAGAAGAAUUUUUGUAGCUGUAUAUGACUACAUACCUUCUCGGCAGUCCCCAAACAAAGUCUCUGCAUAUGAAUUGGUCAUUAAGGCAGGGGAUGUUAUUACAACAUUUGGUCUCCAAAGAGCCGAUGGUUUCUUCUUUGCUGAGGUAAAUGGCAGGAGAGGUUUAGUACCUGCAAGCUUCAUUGAGGAAUUUAGCGCAAUUCAAAAAUCAAAUUCUAAUUUGGUCAGCAGGAAAGCUGGUAAAUUGUCCAGUCACAAAAACAGUGAGCAUUCUUCUUCUGAGCAGAGUAACGUGUCUACAGGAAGUAGGUCUAAGGGACAACCAAAGAGGAUGGAGAAAUACAAGGAUACACGGUUGUAGAGUGUAUCCUUGUAUUAAAAAUGAUAUCAGACAAGAGAGGUGCAAAACUGAGACUAUAAAGACUAUGACAAAGCAUCAGGGAGUGAUUUGUCAGUUUCAAUGAGAUGUCUUGUACAUUCAUGGAUCAGUCAUUGAACUUCAUUUUCGCAGUGUUGAUUUAGCAGAAAAUAUGAUAUACAUAUAUACCUUAAUGAGACUACCUAGAUUUUGCUCAAAUUUGCACAAGGUGAAAUGUUCCCAAUGUCAGGUUGACAACACUUAAUGAAAUGAGAUGUGGAUUAUCCAUUCUCAUUUUUUAUAUAAUGGCAGAUCUUAUUUUUAAAAAAAUGCCUUUUGAGAUUGGAGAUCAAAACACAGGGUUAGAUUAUGAGAGAUUAUGGUAAAUUGUUUUUGAGAUUGGAUGCCAAGGAUAAGGGCUCAUACAAUGUAUCAUAUUGACAAUUGGUCAGUUAUUUGGGGAGCAAGAAUUCAGGGUCAAUCAAUUUUAUUUACCAAGGAUGAAGGGUUAACCCAAAUUGGUGCUGAAAAUUAGGUAUUAAUGUUGUCUUCAGCUCUAUUGCAUAUCUCUUUGUUGUAUAUAGAAUUAGGAUUUGUAAUCUAGGAUUGAUGCUCUAGGCAGUUAUUUAUUAUCUAGUGUUAUAUAUUUUUUACUUCAUGUGUAAAUUUAUGUUGAUAUUUAUAUGCAAAGCAAGCAUUUCUGGCCAGAUUUGAUGGCAAACGGUUUUGUCUCAUAAAUUACAAGUUUUAAGUGAGCCAAGAACACACUAUUUAUUUAUCAUGUUAUGGUUUAAUAUACUGAUAUCAGAUUUUUAUUGUUACUUUGUAUAAAGCCUUUUACUAGCUCUUCUUACAUGGAAGGUUUAUCUGCACACUAUAAAAGUUGUCACAAUCAAGAUCUAAAUCGAACUUUUGCUAAGAUAUGUUCAUAUAUUUGUAGGGUAGCUUUAUCUGCAUUGACACCCUCUAGCAUGUUCCCAUCCGUCCUAUCAUUCUUACGAAUUUUUUUAAAUACCAUUUUUACAAUCAACACUGCCAUUAUUUUCAUACAUUUCCUCCAUAAGCUACCAUUGUGUUACCAUACAUGUUAUGGUUCAGGAUUUAUUUCUAGGCUCACCCAGUUGGGAUCUAUGAGUUGUGAGAAUAUUUAUAUUUUUUAUUACCUUUGGUUAUUUUUCAAAGUUAUUGACAUUGCAUAAACAAUAAAGUCAAGCUAUGUUGCUUUUUAACCAA
Molecule: messenger RNA, 5763 nt
Organism: Lingula anatina
Lineage: Eukaryota; Metazoa; Brachiopoda; Lingulata; Lingulida; Lingulidae
Molecular function (GO): kinase binding; microtubule binding
Source: RefSeq, a predicted model, not a curated record